Adineta steineri is the source of this 3036-nucleotide messenger RNA. NCBI's taxonomy places the organism in Eukaryota, Metazoa, Rotifera, Eurotatoria, Adinetida, Adinetidae. The record is from the annotation of a GenBank genome assembly.
AUGCCUUUGCGUCUUGAUGUUAAGCGCAAAUUAUCAGUUCGAUCAGAUCGUGUCAAAUGUGUUGAUAUUCAUCCAAAUGAACCAUGGAUUUUAGUAACAUUAUUUAAUGGUCAUGCUCAUAUUUAUAAUUAUGAUACUCAACAAUUAAUUAAAACUUUUGAAGUAUGUGAUGUUCCAGUUCGUGCUGGUAAAUUUGUUGUUCGAAAAAAUUGGGCAAUCACUGCAUCUGAUGAUAUGUUUAUACGUGUUUAUAAUUAUAAUACUCUUGAACGUUUACAUCAGUUUGAAGCACAUAAUGAUUAUAUACGUUCAGUUGCUAUUCAUCCAACACAAUCCUAUAUAUUAACUAGUAGUGAUGAUAUGACAAUUAAAUUAUGGGAUUGGGAUGCUAAAUGGGCAUUAAAACAAACAUUUGAAGGUCAUAUACAUUAUGUUAUGCAAAUAGCUUUUAAUCCAAAAGAUAAUAAUACAUUUGCAUCAGCAUCACUUGAUCGUACUGUUAAAGUAUGGCAAUUAGGAUCAACUGCACCAAAUUUUACUUUAGAAGGUCAUGAAAAAGGUGUUAAUUGUGUGGAUUAUUAUUCCGGUAGUGAUAAACCAUAUCUUGUCUCUGGUGGUGAUGAUCGUCUUGUGAAAAUUUGGGAUUAUCAAAAUAAAACAUGUGUACAAACAUUAGAAGGACAUGCACAAAAUGUUGGUUGUGUUGCAUUUCAUCCUGAAUUACCUAUUAUAUUAAGUGGAUCAGAAGAUGGUACUGUUAAAUUAUGGCAUUCAAAUACAUAUCGUCUUGAAUCAACACUUAAUUAUGGUUUGGAAAGAUGUUGGGCUAUAUCAUGUUUAAAAGGAUCAAAUAAUGUUGCACUUGGUUAUGAUGAAGGUUCAAUGAUGAUUAAAUUGGGUCGAGAAGAACCAGCAAUGUCUAUGGAUGCUUCAACUGGUAAAAUCGUUUGGGCUAAACAUUGUGAAAUUCAACAAGUUAAUUUAAAACAAUUAAGCAGUGAUCAACAAUUAAAAGAUGGAGAAAAAGUUCCACUAACUGUAAAAGAAUUAGGUAGUUGUGAAAUAUAUCCUCAAACAUUAUCACAUUCACCAAAUGGACGAUUUGUUGUUGUUUGUGGUGAUGGUGAAUAUAUACUUUAUACAGCAAUAACAUUAAGAAAUAAAAGUUAUGGAAAUGCUAUGGAAUUUGUUUGGUCACAAGAUUCAUCCGAAUAUGCUGUACGAGAUGGAAAUAUGAUGAAAAUUUUUAAGAAUUUUAAAGAAAAAAAAACUUUUAAACCAGAAGCUGGUGCUGAAGGAAUCUUUGGUGGAUCACUUUUAGGUGUUCGAUCAUAUUCAGGUUUAACUUUCUAUGAUUGGGAAACAACAAGUUUAAUUCGUCGAAUUGAAAUUAUGCCAAAAUCCAUUAAUUGGAGUCAAAAUGGUGAAUUAGUUUGUAUUGCAACAGAAGAAUCAUAUUAUGUUCUUCGAUAUCGUCCUGAAGCAGUAACGAAUGCAAUUUCCAAUAAAGAUCUUAUCACUGAAGAUGGUAUUGAAGAUGCAUUUGAUGCUCUCAGUGAAAUCCCUGAAACUAUAAAAACAGGUAUAUGGGUGGGUGAUUGUUUUAUAUAUACAAAUUCUCUUAAUCGAAUUAAUUAUUAUGUUGGUGGUGAAAUUGUUACUAUUUCACAUUUAGACAGAGUUAUGUAUCUAUUAGGUUAUGUAUCCAAUGAAAAUCGUUUAUAUUUGGGUGAUAAAGAAAUGUCGAUUGUAUCUUUUGAAUUAUCUUUAUCAGUACUUGAAUAUCAAACAGCUGUUAUGCGUAAAGAUUUUGAAACAGCUGAUCGAGUUCUUCCAACAGUUCCUAAAGAACAACGUACACGUGUUGCACAUUUUCUUGAAAAACAAGGUUAUCGCCAACAAGCAUUAAGUGUCACAUUAGAUCAUGAACAUAAAUUUGAUUUAGCACUUCAAUUAGGAAAUUUACAAGUUUGUUAUGAACUUGCAAUUGAAUUAGAAAAUGAACAAAAAUGGUUACAAUUAUCUGAUGUUGCUACAAAACAAGGAGAUUUUAAAUUAGUACAAGAAUGUUUAACACGUGCACAAUCAUUUGGUUCAUUAAUACUUUUAGCAAGUGCAUCAAGUGAUAAACAAUUGAUGGCAACAAUUGGAGAUAAAUCAAGAAAAUCAGGACAAUUCAAUAUAGCUUUUCUAUCCAAUUUUGUCUUAGGAAAAUUAGAUGAAUGUUUAAAUAUUCUUAUUGAAAAUCAACGUUUACCUGAAGCAGCAUUUUUUGCUCGUACAUAUUUACCGUCACAAAUAAAUCAUGUUGUAGGUUUAUGGAGAGAAAAAUUAAAACAAAUGAAUAUGGAACGUGCAGCACAAGCAUUAGCUAAUCCAACUGAUUAUGAAAAUCUUUUUCCUGGUCUUAUUGAUACUUAUAAAACCGAAGAAUUUUUAAAACAACAAAAUAAAAUACAAUCAGCUAGAACUUAUCAAACAAUCUCACCAAAUUGGGAAAAAAAUCCAAUAGAAGAAAUGAAAGAAGCAGAAGAAAAUGGACAAUUUUCAUAUAUUCCAGUGCAAUUAAAUAGAGGAAUAACAGAUAAUGACGAUGAUGAUGAUAAUUUUGAUGAUGCAACUGAAACACCAAUUCAAUCAAUAGCUAAGCCAACAACAACUGAUUCAUCAGUAUUGAAUAAAUUAGUUUCAACUGUUAAUCCUGAUCGAUCACGUUCACGUUCUCCAAUGAAUCAUACGAAUACUUCUUCUAUUAAACCAACACAAACAACAUCUAUUAGUAGAGAAGCAUCAACAACAUCCAAAGCAUCAAGUGUCAUAUCAACAACUGCAACAGCUGGUAGUGGUCGUCGAACAUCAAUGAGCGAUCUUGAGAAAGAAUUACAAGAGUUUGAUAUUGAUAUUGAUACUGAUGAUGUAAGCAAUACUGAAAAUGGACCAUCAGUAUUCAAAGAAACUUCUAAAAAUUCUCCUAAUGAGAAUGAGGAUCUUCAAUUUGAUGAUGAUGAUGUAGAUGAAUUUCUUAAAGAAACAUGA